AUGUUCAGAACCAGAAUUGCGCCAAUUGCUAGAAAUCACAGAGUUGCUCUGCAAUUUUUCAGAAACCACUCCUCAAGCACGGGUACUACAUCUGAUGAGCUUUCCCAUUUUGCGCAGCUUGCUGACUCGUGGUGGGAUGUCAAUGGACCCCAACGCAUUCUUCAUAAAAUGAACCUGCUUCGUCUUGACUUUAUCUUUAAUAUGCUCAAGGCUAACUGGGACGAAAUUCCAAACAGUAAUUACAAGCAAUCUGAAAAGGAAUUUAUUCCUGGCUAUUCUUUUGAACUUUUACCAACAGAGGAGCUAAAAAAGCACUUUUCCGAUAAAGUUUCUUUCCAUGAAAGUCAACUGUUUAAGGUGCCUCAGUUUGAAGUGCUGGAUGUUGGCUGCGGAGGUGGUAUUCUUUCGGAAUGUCUGGCUAGAUUGCCUUUUACCAAAAAGGUUCGCGGAAUUGAUCUUUCACCAGAUGUUUUAGCCGUUGCUGAAGCCCACAAAAAAAAAGAUCCUCUGUUGGCCGAUAAGCUUGAUUAUCGUCUUGCUGAACUCGGGUCUCUUGAUAAAACAAAGGAGCAAUAUGAUAUAAUCACACUUUUCGAGGUGCUGGAACAUGUGGAAUACCCCUCAGAAGUUUUAAGCCAGGCUAUUGACCGUUUGAAACCUGGCGGCUGGAUGUUUUUGUCCACCAUUAACCGAACACCCAUAUCUUACUUUACCACCAUUUUUGUCGGUGAACAUUUGCUUAAUAUCGUUCCCAAGGGUACUCAUACCUUGUCAAAAUAUAUCAACGAAAGUGAGCUUCGUGAAUGGUUCAACAAUAGACAAGACUGUGACGUCAUCUCCAGCGAAGGCUGCCUGUAUAUUCCUGCAUAUGGAUGGAAAUUAACUGGCUCACCCAAUGUUGGAAAUUAUUUUAUGGCAAUUCGCAAGAGGAAGUAA
Messenger RNA from Magnusiomyces paraingens, 936 nucleotides. RefSeq lists its product as uncharacterized. The transcript has a single exon. Gene Ontology annotation, molecular function: 2-methoxy-6-polyprenyl-1,4-benzoquinol methyltransferase activity. The record is from RefSeq and is a predicted model, not a curated record. NCBI's taxonomy places the organism in Eukaryota, Fungi, Ascomycota, Dipodascomycetes, Dipodascales, Dipodascaceae. Gene Ontology annotation, biological process: ubiquinone biosynthetic process. The coding region runs from base 1 to 936 and encodes 311 amino acids.